Molecule: messenger RNA, 3326 nt
Organism: Portunus trituberculatus (swimming crab)
Lineage: Eukaryota; Metazoa; Arthropoda; Malacostraca; Decapoda; Portunidae
Product: basic salivary proline-rich protein 1-like
Exons: 4
Coding region: 1-1830 (609 amino acids)
Source: RefSeq, a predicted model, not a curated record
AUGGCGCAACAGCAACAACAACACUUCCAACAACAGAUGACCACGCAGCAGCAGACUCACCAACAGCAGCAGCACCAGCAGGUAGCCUCCUCCACCAGGACGGUCAAACAGAGUUACCAAGUGCAACAGCGUUAUGAGACCCAUGUUUCCGGUUCUCACCAAACAGAGGCGCUGCAGUACCAACAACCUCAGCAGCAAACGCAGCAGUACCAGAUGACUCAGGAAACGUCCACCAUCUCGCAACACGCGCCGGUCGUCAGCAGACAGUUCCAGGGCGCAGGACAGCCGAUGGCAAAGCCCACGUCUUUCGGAUCAGCCAACGCUCACCCCUCCCCGCCCUUCCAAGGCUCCCCACAGUUCCCUAAAAAUGCUACACCAACUCCCUUCGCUUCAUCCUUCUCCAAACCUGCCGCUCAGCCUCCCUUCGCUACACAAAACGCUACUCCUGCUCCUUACACUCCCCACGGCGCUGGCCAACCCCAGUACGCCCCACAGAACAUGACCCAGCCCCAAAACACGCCCCAACAAGCCCCUCGCCAGCAGUUUGCCCCAAGGCCACAAUUUGCUCCACAGACUGCACCUCAACCACAACCUCAACAACAACCACAAUUUGCUCCCCAAAAGAUCCAGCAGCCACGAUUCCCUCCCCAACAGGCACCUCAACAAGCACCUAAGCCCCAAUUCGCUCCCCAACCUCCCCAACAGGCUCCCCAACAGGCUCCCCAACCUCCCCAACAGGCUCCCCAACCUCCCCGACAGGCUCCCCAACCUCCCCAACAGACUUCCCAGCCUCCCCAGCCAUCCCAGCAGGCUCCCCAACCUCCCAAGAAAGUAGUUCCACCACCACAACAGCCAUCCAGGCCCCAGUACACUCCCCAGAACGCCCCCUGGGUCAACCAACAGCCUCUCAAGCAGGUAACCCGAGUCCAGUUUGCUCCCCAAAAAGCCCCCGAGCCACACUUCACACAACAAAACGGUGCUCCCCAACAACCAUCCCAGCAACAGGCUCCUCCCCAGCAACCCCCAGCACAGGUCCCUCCCCAACAGGCCCCGCAACCCCAGACCGCUCCCCAGAAAGCCCCACAGCCACAGCCUACCCAACAGGCCCAGCAACCCCAGCCCGCUCCCCAGAAAGCCCCACAGCCACAGGCCCCACCACAGCCCCCAAAAGCAACCCAGCAAGUGGCACCGUCUCAAAAAGCCCCGCAGCAGACGCCUCAGCCUAAGCCUGCCGUUAAUAAGGGCGGCAAAAAGAUUAAGAAAGGUCAAAAGCCCAAAACUGGCGCUGCCCAAUAUAAGGUUCUGCCUCAACUGGCCGGCCAGCAGGGACCUCCGGGUGCUGCACCAACCGAUGCUCUUACGAACGGUGAUAUCCACGACCCUCCCCCAGGGUAUACUAAUGCCUACUCUGCUGUCCAUGGAGAGUGGCCUCCGAAGGCCGAAAAUGGAAGGAACCUUACCACUACCUACCCCUCGGGCGUCAAAUAUAGGGACGGCGUGGAUGGAACGCAAGCCAUGAUUGUCACAUCCCAGCCUGCCUUCAAGAUCAGCAAGCCCGUCCGGCAAAGAGGGGACGACAAGUGGCCACCUAGGGGCGCCUUCGAAGAACCAAAGAUGGAGGUUCGCGAGUUAAUCAGACCCAAGAAGGCCAGUAAGGACUACUCCAAGUUCUUCGCACAAAACGCCCUCCCACAUAACUACGCUGGUUACCGCGCGCCCCCUGGCACCCAGCACUUCCAGGUCGAAGAAGGAGAAGCAAUGGAACAAGCGGAAGACGAAGAAGAAGAGGAGGAGGAGGAGGAGGAGGAAGAGGAGGAGGACGAGGAGUAAACUUUUUUCACGAACUUAGCUUAUACAUCUGACGACGAGGUUUUAUUUAUUUUUUUUUCUAUCUUGCGUUUUCUUGACUUGAGAGAAACUAGCAGACGGUCAUACGGAACAACGGACGGACGAGAAGUAAAAUGUUUGUAAUUUUGUUCCGCCGAAACACCGUACUGGCCUGCCUGCCCCCCUCGCCCUUGCCCUCUCGCACUAUGUCCUCUUAAGAUCUUAGUUCGACAUUAAGUAAACAAGCCAAGUCGAUAUACUGCAAGGAAAACACACACACACACACACACACACACACACACACACACACACACACACACACACUACAGUACCAUUCUCUCUCACUCUCUUACUGUUAACUGCCUUUACUACUGCCACUCUAGAGGAGGAAAAUCACUUCUCCAAUAGCUAUUGUGAGUAAUCCUUGAUCAACAAUCGCGCACAUAAUUCGAUCAGUGAGUUUAGUUAGUUAUUUAAAAUGAUCAAUUCAUCUUCAAUGUUCUGGACGACGCACAAACAAAUCUCUCUAGUAAUCUCUCAGCAAACAGCUAAAGUUUAUUAUAUGAAGUGGUCCUGUUUACUCAUCGUUUGUCUAUUGUCAUGACUAGCCAGCAUCCGUCCGCACGUCGCGUUACAUGUAACCUACACGUUACACUGUCUUCGUCUUGGAAUAAUGAUUAUUUGUCUUCAUUGAGGCCCUUCAGUACUAUGACACAUUUUUACCAUGUGUUUUAAAUAUGAUUAAGAGGAUAUUAUUUACGUUAGGAAGGGUCUAUGGAGGUCAGAUGAUUGAUGCAGAGUCUUCACUAUUUUAAUCCCAACAUAAGUUUCUGAAGCUGUAUAAAAUCGCCAAAUAGUGAGUAGAAUGAAUGUGAAAACGUGUCCUGGUACUGAAGGGGUUAAGCAUCGCUCCUCCAGAACAAACGACAAACAACGGAUGCUCUCGAACUCGAUCUCACUCCUCGGUCUCUCCAUCUCCAUUAGCGAAACUUGCACUGCCUCUGUGUCAACAGUGUACCGAACACCACACUUUCUAUCAGCACUAUCGUAAGGAUCUUCAAGAUUGCUACAGAUUUUUAACUGUGAAGCAAAGAAAACGUGUUAUGUUGAAAAAAAAAAAAAAACGUACAUUUUCUUCUUUGGUUUAAGUUUUGUCAUUUAACUCCUCUGGCUUCUGAUUGUCACAUUGAUUAUUAUAUUCAUCAUUCAUCUUUUUUUUCAUCUCUAUCAAUUAUCUCUUGCGAGACUCAAGAUCAUAGUGGAGUGAUCUUAACGUGUCUUAGUUUAUUCUCUCUCUCUCUCUCUCUCUCUCUCUCUCUUAGGAGGUAAUUUCAAGUGUAAGAUUUUGUUUGUUCUUAUUCUAUUUACUUAUCACUGUCAUUAUUAUUAUUAUUAUUAUUAUUUUAUUUAGCUUAAUAACACGUGACGAUUCUAGAGCUUCUUUUUUCUAGCACAGAACACAACACUUGUAUACCAACAAUAAAAACCAACAACAAUCA